UAACAACUGUUGAUCACCUCGGCAUCAGAAUCAUUGCCCCCUCUCUCUUUCUCACUGGAAGCAAACUUUGCUCACUCGCCAUUACUUACACACUGCCAAACUUUAACAGUGUCAUCCCGCGCCCCCUCCAUUUGUUCCAUUCAAACUGUUUUCUUGUUCCGUUGCCAAGCCCGACGCAGUUCACGAUGCCCACUACGCUCCCCGGCACAACCGUCAUCGUGACCGGCUCCGGCGGCGGCCUCGGCAAGGCCAUCGCCGAGGCCUACCUCGCCACGGGCGCCAACGUCGUCAUCGCCGACAUCGAUGAGGCCCGCGUCAACGCCGUCGCCUCGGAGCACCGCGACACCUAUGCCGGCCGCCUGCACACUGCUGUCGUCGAUGUCACCUCCGAGGCCUCGGUCGAGGCCCUCGUCAGUGGCGCCGUCGAGCGCUUCGGCCGCCUCGACGUCGUCGUCAACAACGCCGGCGUCAUGGACCGCUUCGACCCAGCCGGCGACUGCGCCAAGGACACCUGGGACCGCGUCCUCGCUGUCAACCUCACAGGGCCCUUUCUCACCACCAAGUUCGCCGUCAACCAGUUCCUGAACCAGGGCCCUGCCGGCGCCGGCGGCGGGCCCCGCGGCCUCAUCAUCAACGUCGGCUCCAACGCGAGUUACCGCGGCAUGACCUCGGGCGUCGCCUACACGGCCUCCAAGCACGGCGUCGUCGCCCUCACCAAGAACUCGGCGGGCUUUUACGGCGAUAAGGGCAUCUACUCGGUCGCCCUGCUGGUCGGGCCCAUGGACACGACCAACAUCAUGGACGCCUUCGCCGGGGGCGUCAACCAGCCCGCCAUGGAAAAGGUCACGGCCGCCAUGCCCGAGUACAAGCGCGGCGAGACGGGGCUGGACCCGGCCGCCGUCGCCAAGUACUGCGUUUUCCUGACGGACAAGGACAUUGCGUCGUCAGCCAACGGGAGCUGCGUCGUGCUGAACCGGAACUGGCCAUUCGCUUAGUCUGGUUAUGGGAGAUGCCCCCCCUCCCCUCUUUUUGUUAUGUUUAUGGGCAGCCGAUUCAAAAGUGAGACAGAGGACGAGACGAGGCGUUCAUGGGGCAGUGGAAUAACAAGAGACGCAAGAUAGGAUGUCAUGUCAUGAUCAAUGUUACGAUUGUUUGUAUACCAGCACUUGCGUCGGUUGUCUGUUUUCCUGACUGUCAACUUUGAGAGAGUGAGAAAGGAAAAGUGACGCAGGGCCAAUUAACAACAGCUUUUGGCCAGACCUAGCGGAAUGUAACAGGCCGUGCUUGGCACUCAUGAUGAGCUUAUUGAUUGCGUCGACGGAGAAUAUCAAUGUCAUUCUUUCAUUUUCGCUG
Messenger RNA from Colletotrichum destructivum, 1353 nucleotides. RefSeq names its product Putative short-chain dehydrogenase/reductase SDR, NAD(P)-binding domain superfamily. NCBI's taxonomy places the organism in Eukaryota, Fungi, Ascomycota, Sordariomycetes, Glomerellales, Glomerellaceae. The record is from RefSeq and is a predicted model, not a curated record. Gene Ontology annotation, molecular function: oxidoreductase activity, acting on the CH-OH group of donors, NAD or NADP as acceptor. The transcript is spliced from 2 exons. Bases 186 to 995 code for a protein of 269 amino acids.